Musca vetustissima is the source of this 1197-nucleotide messenger RNA. RefSeq names its product lipase 3-like. The transcript is spliced from 3 exons. Gene Ontology annotation, biological process: lipid metabolic process. Bases 1 to 1197 code for a protein of 398 amino acids. Gene Ontology annotation, molecular function: hydrolase activity, acting on ester bonds. NCBI's taxonomy places the organism in Eukaryota, Metazoa, Arthropoda, Insecta, Diptera, Muscidae. The record is from RefSeq and is a predicted model, not a curated record.
AUGAGAACGACGAUAAUUGUUAGUUUAAUUUUUCUAAUUCCGAAAUAUCAGAAUGCUGCGGCCGUUACAACAGCUGAUCGUAUCAAAUAUGCCGGCUAUUCAAGUGAAACCCAUAAAGUGAAGACACCGGAUGGUUAUCAACUGACAAUAUUUCGCGUCAAGAAUUCCGUGCAAAAGAGAAAACUUGCGGAUGGUCCUGUUGUACUUCUUAUGCAUGGUCUUUUUAGUUGUUCCGAUUGUUGGGUUAUACGUGAAUUGGAAAAUCCUUUGGCAUUCGAAUUGGUCGAUAAGGGCUAUGAUGUGUGGUUGGGUAAUGCACGCGGAAAUGCCUAUGGUGAUCGUCACAUGAAAAUGUCAUCGAAUGAUAGGCGAUUUUGGCGUUUUUCAUGGCAUGAAAUUGGUACAAUUGAUUUGCCCUCAAUGAUCGAUUAUAUUCUCAAGGAAACGCAACAGUCGUCACUACACUAUGUCGGUCACUCUCAGGGUUGUACCAUUAUGUUGGUCUUACUUUCAACACAUCCAGAAUAUAAUAACAGACUGAAAUCCGUGCAUUUACUGGCCCCGGCGGCCUAUAUGGCAAAUGUUCGUGCCCCCUUGUUUCAGCUAAUGGUACCGAUUUUUGGUCGUUCUCCAAUUAUAAGUGAACUGCUGGGCGAUAUACCCCUUCUACAAAUUCCGCUUUUACAUCAACUACUCGGAUUAGAACAGUGUCGUACAGGCGUUGCAAAUCCCGAAUAUUGUUCAUCGUUGUUAUUUAUGGUAGCUGGUGGUUAUUCCAGAUAUUUAAAUCAUGACAUUUAUGCCACACAUCCAUCACCAUCGUCCACCCAUCAGGCCAUACAUUAUUUACAGCUUAAAAUAUCCGGACGCUUUCGCCAAUAUGAUUUUGGGCGGGAAGGCAAUAUUCAGUUGUAUAAUCACUCAGCACCACCUGAAUAUCCUUUGGAAAAUAUUAAUCCGAAAUUUCCUCUACAUUUGUAUUACAGCGAUUACGAUGAGUUGGCAACGCGUAAGGAUAUUGAGAAAUUGAGUAAACGUUUAGGGAACCGUAGUGUUGAUCAUUACAUUGAUUUGAAGGAUUUUGCUCAUAUCGAUUUUAUUUGGGCAAAUAACAUCCACGAUGUUAUUAAUCGGCCGAUUUUGGAAAUUAUGCAGGAUAACGAAGAGCUGUUGGCCAAAAAUAAUACCAUAUUAUAA